UCGAACAGAAUUGCAUCUCUGCGCCCUGCAUUGAACAUUUGAAGAAAAGAUCUGGUUCUUUUAAAUUUGCACAUAUUUAUAUUUUAAAUCUGUCCUCAUGUGCUAGUAAUAGAAUAAAUUGAUAAUACAAAAACUUAGUCACUAGAAAUAAAAUGAUUACGCUUAAUAGAAAAUUUAAGAAAGAAAACCCUGAACCCACAAAUGGUGUUACUGUAGAUGUGCCCAAAAGAAUAUCGGUAAGGGAUAAAUUGCUCGUCAAGGAGGUGCAAGAAAUGAACGAGAACCUCCCUACGACGUGCUCAGUGCACUUUGAGGAUCCGAACGUUUUGAGCGAGUUUAUUCUGACCGUGACCCCUGAUGAAGGCUACUGGCUGGGGGGCAAAUUUAAAUUCAGUGUGUUCGUCACCGAAGACUAUAAUAUGGCGCCCCCUAAAGUGAAAUGUCUGACACGGCUAUGGCAUCCCAACAUUAAUGUAGAUGGAGACAUCUGUCUGUCCCUGCUAAGACAGACUUCUAUUGAUGAGCAUGGCUGGGCACCUACAAGACGUCUAAAAGAUGUUGUCUGGGGUCUUAAUUCACUUUUCACAGAUCUGUUAAAUUUCGAUGAUCCUCUCAACAUAGAGGCUGCGGAGAUGUACAAACAGAAUAAGGUUGAGUUUCAAGUGAAAGUGCAGCAGUAUAUAGCAACAUCGAAGGGGAAGAGAUGAGGAAUGCAUAACUGGCGAUCACAACCAACAAAGAAAUAGCGGAAUUGAUGACAAAUGGUUUAACAUUAUGAUCUUCUUGUUAACACUUUUAAUGCCACUGAUACACUCUGCAGUAUGUUAUAAUAUUUGUGGUAUUCAAUGUUUUUAUUAAUGUUAGGUUGAAAAUUGUAUUGAAAAACAGUCCAUUGCUAAAAAUAUGUGUUAUUAUAAAAUUAAGACAUUUUAAUUUCUUUUUUUGUCAA
Messenger RNA from Papilio xuthus (Asian swallowtail), 949 nucleotides. Its product is annotated as NEDD8-conjugating enzyme UBE2F. The transcript is spliced from 3 exons. The coding region runs from base 153 to 707 and encodes 184 amino acids. The record is from RefSeq and is a predicted model, not a curated record. Lineage: Eukaryota; Metazoa; Arthropoda; Insecta; Lepidoptera; Papilionidae.